Messenger RNA from Dioscorea cayenensis subsp. rotundata (Guinea yam), 2019 nucleotides. RefSeq names its product YTH domain-containing protein ECT4-like. Bases 230 to 1930 code for a protein of 566 amino acids. Gene Ontology annotation, biological process: mRNA destabilization. Gene Ontology annotation, cellular component: cytoplasm. The record is from RefSeq and is a predicted model, not a curated record. Lineage: Eukaryota; Viridiplantae; Streptophyta; Magnoliopsida; Dioscoreales; Dioscoreaceae. Gene Ontology annotation, molecular function: mRNA binding. The transcript has 9 exons.
CGUGGCGAUUUCUCAGCCGUUACUUUUCUCUAUCUAUUGACUUUUAAAUUCGAAAACAAAACCCCCGUUUUCAUUCUCAUUUCCCACCAACCACUGAUUCCCUUCUCUCGUCUCCCCUUCAUCGUCGGAAUCCGGUCCCCGUUCGCCGAGAUUCGUGUUUCCCCGUCGCCGGCGAGCAUCGGAAACGUUCCUAUCUCGCUAGGGUUUAGCGUGCUUGGUGCGAAUUGUCAUGGCUGCUGAAAUUCCUUUGGAAGCUGCGAUGAAGAAUCUGAAAAUAGAAUCAACUCCUAAAGCCAGCGAUUCCAAUUUGCAUGGUCCAAAAGAUGGAAAUCCAUCUGAUGCAGCAUCAGGUAUCUCUUUAGGAGAUGUCACAAACAGUUUGAAAAAAAGCGAAUUUGAUCAAGAGGCUGUCAUGGCUGGGCAGAACACCUUAUAUCCAAUGAAUGACUAUUAUGGCUACUAUUAUCCAGGUUAUUCAUUUCGAGAAUGGGAUAAUCAAAGUUACACUUUUGGGAGUCAAGGUUUUGAAGUUCCUCUUCAGGCUAUUGCAACAGAUAAUGGUUCUAUUGCUUAUUUUAUUCCUGGGGCACAACCUGGCUAUGUUCCCUAUCCUUUGGUGCCUGGAGCUAUGAUUAGUGUGGAUGGACAAUAUAUUAGUCAACAGCCAUAUUAUCCAACUCCAGUUUUCCCUCAGGCAUCUUCUCCAGAAUAUUUUCCUCAUUCAGUUGCAUAUGGGGCUGAACUGGUUCCUGCAUACUGGAAUCCAUCUCUAUUGACUGAUGGAUUUUCUGGGGCUGGAUUUGGAUUAGAUCCAGCAAUCUCUGCUCCCAUACUGAAUUUGCCUUCCCAAACUCAUACAUUCACUCCUGCAAAACCUUCAAUCUCUUCGAAGUCAACAAAUGCAACUAUAAAGGGAUCUCCACAAGCAUGGGGAGUUUUACCGCUUCCUGCUGUUCAUAAUCAAUCUCUCAAGCCUGUAAAUAAGGCUGCUUCUGUUCUAUCCCAAAGCUUUCUUCCUGUGAACAAGUUCUCCUCUUUUUCAAACCAUGGAAAAGGUGGCCUGUUGCAUGCUAAGGAAACUGGACGGAGUUUGGUUGGGACUGAAAAAUCCAAAGCAAAAACCAGAGUUAACACAACUGGUGACCUUGACAUGCUAAAUGAACAGAAUCGUGGUCCAAGAACAAAUGGCAUAAGGAGUAUCUUGAGCUCUGAUACUGAUCAAGUUGCACCACCAUUGGCUUCUGAGGGAAAUGAAAAAAUAAAUGCUUCAUUUCCUGUUGUUAUGGAUGAAUACAACCUUCCAGAUUUUGCUACUAACUAUGACCAUGCUUUAUUCUUUGUCAUUAAGUCAUAUAGUGAGGAUGAUAUUCACAAAAGCAUCAAAUACAAUGUCUGGGCAAGCACUCCAAAUGGUAAUAAGAGACUAGACAAUGCUUACCAAUCUGCACUGGAGAAAAUGGUGCAGAAGGGAACCAAGUGCCCUGUUUUCCUCUUUUUUUCUGUUAAUGCAAGUGGUCAGUUCUGUGGUGUAGCUGAAAUGAUUGGUCAAGUUGAUUACAGCAAGAACAUGGACUUUUGGCAACAAGAUAAGUGGAAUGGAUUUUUUCCAGUGAAGUGGCACAUCAUAAAAGACAUCCCAAAUCCACAUUUGCGGCAUAUUAUAUUAGAGAACAAUGAGGAUAAACCUGUUACUAAUAGCCGUGAUACUCAAGAAGUGAAAUUUACGCAGGGCACUGAGAUGUUGAAUAUUUUUAAGAAUUAUUGUUCCAAAACCUCAAUAUUAGAUGACUUUGAUUUCUAUGAAAAUCGGCAGAAAGUAAUGCAAGACAAGAAGAUCAGGCAACCAACAACCAAUGUGAAUCGUUCAUUGCCUGUUGAGACAAAGUUGAUUAAUGGCAUUACAUCUAAUCAAUUAACCCAGCUGAAGUAGUGAUGGAACUAGUGACUGAAAUUCGAGGGUUACUGAACUUUCAAAAAAUCGCCAUGGAUAUUUUGUUGCUGAAAUCAUUUCUGGAAAAA